Clonostachys rhizophaga is the source of this 918-nucleotide messenger RNA. Lineage: Eukaryota; Fungi; Ascomycota; Sordariomycetes; Hypocreales; Bionectriaceae. The record is from the annotation of a GenBank genome assembly.
AUGGUCUCACAGGCCGUGACAGCUCCUUUGACGCGUGCAGCGACGUUCCUCAUUGUGUCUGCAGUGUCCCAGCCAACAGCCAUCCCGACGAUCCUUGCAACUCUAUCCAGCAUUGGCGACAUCACCAAGAAUAUCUCCAUCCGCCACCCAGAUGGCAGACUGAGCUGCACUGUUGGCAUUGGCAGUUCCAUCUGGAGCCGCUUGACCAGCCUGCCGCAGCCGAAGGAGUUGCACCCGUUCCAGGAGAUCCGCGGUGCAAAACACACGGCCGUGUCUACGCCAGGUGACAUACUCUUCCACAUCCGGGCCGAUAGGAGGGACUUGUGUUUUGAAUUCGAGAGGCAGCUCAUGCAGCGUCUGGGCAGUGCCGUGACGGUGGAUGACGAGACUGUCGGAUUCCGAUACUUCGACGCCCGCGACCUGUUGGGCUUCGUCGAUGGCACAGCAAAUCCCGUCGGUACCGAGGCCACGGAAGCAGCCUUCGUGACUCAAGAGGAUGAGCCAGACUCGGCGGGAGGCAGCUACGUCGUCGUCCAGAAGUACCUCCACGAUAUGGAAGGGUGGCAGGCCCUGCGGACCGAAACGCAGGAAGCCAUCAUCGGGCGGACGAAGCUGGACAACAUCGAGCUCGACGACGCACCUCCACAGUCUCAGCAGUCGCACAAGUCCCUCGCCACGAUCGAGGCAGAAGGCGACGAGCGUGCCAUCGUGCGAGACAAUAUGCCGUUUGGAUCGCCGGGCAAGUCUGAGUUCGGGACCUACUUUAUCGGCUACUCGAAGAAUCUCUGGGUCACGGAGAAGAUGCUGCAGCGCAUGUUCGUUGGCGAGCCGCCGGGGAUGCAUGAUCGUAUCCUCGAUUAUUCAAAGGCCGUGCUUGGCGCGACGUUCUUUGUACCGUCGGAUUUGGCGAGUAUUUGA